Ochlerotatus camptorhynchus is the source of this 10607-nucleotide messenger RNA. It is a transcript of the gene trio, whose product is annotated as trio. Gene Ontology annotation, molecular function: guanyl-nucleotide exchange factor activity; protein binding. The record is from RefSeq and is a predicted model, not a curated record. Gene Ontology annotation, cellular component: extrinsic component of membrane; cytoplasm. The transcript is spliced from 16 exons. The coding region runs from base 1127 to 8134 and encodes 2335 amino acids. Lineage: Eukaryota; Metazoa; Arthropoda; Insecta; Diptera; Culicidae. Gene Ontology annotation, biological process: axon guidance.
AAGAAAACACGAGUGUGAAAAAAGCGACGAGAAGCGGAUGGCGAAUUUCUCUGUGGAUCUCCCGUCGUCUGGAUAAAAUUGGACUUUCUUGUGCAAAAUUGUGACUAAAUUGGUGUAAAUUAUAGUGUAAUCGUAAGUUUGUGCGAUCGGCGAUAAAUUGUGACCAUUUCCUCCCGUAAAGCAGAGAGCAGUAAUUACCGAAACUCCGAUAAAGAAUCGAACCUAUUUACCCAUGUCGAAGAAAGAGUAAAGUGUUGUGUGUGCAAACAUUGCCUCAGAGUGUAAUCUCUGGUUUUCGUGUGAGAGCAUUUUGUAAUAAAUAAUAUUUGAAGAUAAUCGAAGUGAAGUUGAAGCCAGAGUAAUAGGCGUAAAGUGGUUUAAGCAAACUAAAGCAGAGUACCUACCUAGAAAAAAAGGAAAAGAGUUUGAGUGAGCAAACAGUAGUGGCAAGGAAGAACAGCUCAUUUGAACAAAGCCAGCAGCAGCAACCCCGCUCCGUGUAUGGUCCGCCGUCGGUGGAAGAAUCUGUCGAAGAAGACCCAGCAGGGGGUGGCACAAGGGUGCAAAAGCUGGCCUGAAGUGAUUCGGAAAAAGAAAACAAAAAAAUAAUUAUGAGUAAUUUAAAAUCUCACAGCGUUCCGCGAUUCCUACUCUUGGCAGUCGCGGAUCUCGCGAAUCGUAUCAAUUGUGGCUUUUGUUGUUAUUAUUAAAUGCGUGUAAUAAAAGUCUAAAAAAGAAACCCCGAUGCAAAACGGCAGCGACUGGACUGUGGAAUAUCAGCAGGAGGAGUGAUUUUCUAUUCAAAUGUUUCAGCGCGAGUAUGUGUGUGUUUCCUAGUAUGUGUGACUCCCCAUAGCGUGUGUUAUUGCUAUACUUCAAACAAUUCAGUCCCAGUCCAGUAAAGCGGGGAAGCGUGGAUCUAAUAAUUAAACUCAGUAACAGUACCGAUCAGUUCAGUGAGCACGUCAAGUGCAAAACUUGUUGCGAAUCGGUUCGUAACCGUUCGUAACUCUACUACACACAGAAACGGGAUACCUUUGGAGCAGCAGUUAGGAGAGUGAGGCAGUGCAAAGUGAUUGAAUAAGUUUUUUUUCCACGUGGGAUCGGACCUGAAGCAGCGGUGGCCAUGGACGGCGUAAGGGCGUUGGACAUUCUGCCACUGCUGCAGGAACGCUUCGCGUUGCUUUCCGGUGGCCGGGACAACCGGGGUGGACCCAUUAUCUGCUUCCCGGCGACGACCAAGCGGGAACGGGUCAAACCCGAGGAUAUCAAAAGGGUCAUCAGCUAUUUCAUCGGAAUACCAAGUGAUGAAAGCAAAGCCCAUGGAUUCACCAUCAUCAUCGAUAUGCGUGGGAACAGCAACACCGCGGCAAGUGCAAAGAUGAUUCUGAAAGUGCUGCAAGAGAAUUUCGGCUCUGACAUCAUUCAUCAAGCGGUGAUCAUCAAGCCGGACAACUUCUGGCAGAAACAACGCUCAUCGAUUGCCAGCAGCAAGUACAAGUUCGAGACCACAACCAUUUCGAUCCAAUCGCUGAGCAAAGUGGUGGAACCUUCACAGCUAACUUCGGACUUUGAAGGUUUCCUGCACUAUGAUCACAACAUGUGGAUCGAUCUGCGGGUGGCGUUUGAAGAUUUCCUGUGGCAAGCAAGUGACAUCCUCGACCGGAUUGACGAUCUGCAGGAAGAUCUCCAGCAUUCGGACUUCCCGGAGGAUGUUAACAGUGCAAAGCAUAGCAGCGAGAAUCACAACGAAAUGAAACGCAAGAUCUUGAAACUGCCCAUUGAAGAUCUGGAUCUGCUGGGGCAAAAGCUGCUCGGUAAAUUCACCUCGUACUCGAAUCGAAACGACGAAAGUUGCCACUCAACGUCAUCACCAUCCAAGUGUCACAAUCCGGACAUUUCAUCCGCGUUGAAUCAGGUUCUUCAGCAGCUCGAAACGGUUCGGAAUGCACAACAGCAGCUACUGAGCAUGUGGCAGCACCGGAAGACCACGCUGGAUCAGUGCUUCCAGUUGAGACUUUUCGAGCAAGACUGUGAGAAAAUGUUCGACUGGAUUCUGCAUAAUCGGGAUGUCUUCCAAGAGACGUACGUGGUGAUUGGGCACAACUACACGAUGGCCAAGAAGAUUCUCGAUGACCAUCAACGGUUUGCGGUUACGUCGAGAAACGUAUCCUCCAACAUCAAUCGAAUAUUGGCCGUAGCUGGCAACCUGAUCGAAAGUAAUCACUACGCCGCCCAACAUAUCCGCACGCUGGCGACCAGGCUGGACAAAACAUGCAAGGAUUUCGUUACCACGUUGGACGAACGGACGGCAGUGCUUUCACUUUCGGUUGUGUUCCAUCAUAAGGCGGAACAGUAUACGGAUAGCGUGACCAGCUGGGCAGCGGCCUGUGAAGCUACCAUUCCGACGCCAACCAAUGUGGAAAGUUUGGAAACGGCAAUCCGAACCCAUCAAUCGCUGUACGAGGCGAUGUGCCAGGCCUACACGGAGGUGCACUCCACUAGUAAAAAGCUUCUGUACCAAUUGGAUCACCUGGUGCAGGUUUGCAACCAGCCGCCGGCUGUCAAUACGAGGAAGAAUGAUACCAAUCACUUCAACGGUGGCAAUCCGGCGGCUGACUAUAGCGAAGGUGCGUCUCAUGUAUUGGCAGUUAUUCAUCAAAUACUCGGCCAUCAUCGAGCGUUGGAAAGCAAAUGGCACGCCGGGAAAUUGCGGCUACAUCAGAAGCUAGCUCUCCGGCUGUUUCAGGAGGACGUGAAGCAGGUGCUCGAUUGGUUACAGAAUCACGGCGAUGUGUUCCUGCGGAAAAACCGUGGCAUCGGAAAAAGUUUGCAAAAGGCUCGGAUAUAUCAAACCAGUCACGAGCAUUUCGAAAAUGUUGCUCAGAAUACCUACAGGAAUGCGGAGAAACUGCUGGCAGCUGCCGAAGAGCUGGCUCGGUCCGGUGAAGUUGCACCGCAGGAGAUAUUUUCCGUGGUUAGAGAGUUAGAAACUAAUGUGGCCUCGUUUGCGGAACGCGUAGAACAGAGAAGAAGGCGAUUGGAUCUGGCGGUGUUGUUCUAUACCAACGAGAAAGAAAUUGCAGUAUGGUCGGAACAGUUGCAUACUGAAAUGGCAAAUGAGGAAUCGAUGGAACUGGCAAAUGAGACUCUGGAAGGUACGGAGCGUAUUCUGGAACAGUGCAAAGAACAAGAAGAAAACACGCUGAAAACCUGCAUCCAAGCCAUUGCUCAAGGUGAGGCACUGCUGCAAGAACUGAGAGCAAUUGAAGAGGAAGAUUCGUCCGGAUCGCUAACGGCAGUGCAGAAUGCUUUGGAACGAAUACAGAAAAAUCGUCUCGAAUUAGAAACUCUCUGGCAGGCACGGAAGAUGAAGUUCGAUAUGUAUCUGCGGUUGAGAAUAUUCGAACGAGAUGCACUGGAAGUUAGUUCCCAGCUGGAAAUGUGGGCGGAAGAGUUGCAGCAUACGGAUGUGUCCAGAGAUUUCCAGAAGACCGAACAAGUGCUUCGGUUGCACAACGAAUCUGUCAGUCAAAUGCAAACCACCACCUACCAGAUGAUUAACACUGGGCAGGAACUGAUGCAGCUGUUCGAGACGUCGGGGGUGUUGAUAAUGGCCGACCCGCACACGACUGCCCAAACCAGGGUGCAAUAUUUGCUGGAAUUUUUGCACGAUCGGGAACUGGACCUGGAGGAUUUGGCCGAGGCGAAGCGUAUCAAGCUGGAGCAAUCGAUGCAGCUGUGUCACUUUCAGAACGAUGCCAACCAGGUUAUCUCGUGGAUUCGGAACGGGGAAGCCAUGCUGAUGGCAAACUUUUCGAUUCCGAAUAGCUACCAGGAGGCAGAGCAGUUGCGGAAGGAGCACGAGCAGUUUCAGGUUGCCAUCGAACGAACCCACACGUCUGCGGUGCAAGUAAAGUACCGUGCCGAUGCACUGAUGAAUGCCAACCACUACGAUCCGCAAAGCAUCAAGGACAUCGCGGACGAAGUCACAAAGAAGUGGCAAAAGCUAGUCACCUGCGCCGAGGAGCGCCACAAGCUGGUAACGGCUUCGUUAAACUUUUUCAAAACCGCCGAACAAGUGUGUAGUGUGUUAGAUAGUUUGGAGAAGGAAUACCGCCGCGAGGAGGAUUGGUGUGGCGGCGGUGGAUCGACGGAUAAAGGUCAACAAAUAGUGCAACUAAUUUCUAAACACCAAGAGCAGAAGGAAGCGUUCCUGAAAGCUUGUACCUUGGCUCGACGAACGGCUGAAACAUUCCUUAAAUACGCGGCACGGUCGCUGCAAUUCUAUCACAUUAAGACGACUGUAAAUAGUGAGUCUCGGGUUAAGUCUAUACUGGAUAAAUUGCUAACACAGGAAACGCAGGUUCUCGAAUACUGGACCCAGCGGAAGAAGCGACUGGACCAGUGCCAACAGUUUGUACUCUUCGAAAGAUCUGCCAAGCAGGCGAUCGAAUGGAUCCAUGACACUGGAGAGGCAUAUCUGUCAUCCAGGAACAAUAAACUGUGUGGCAGUAAAGAGGAGACUGAAGUGCUUCUGAGAGAGCACAAUGAGUUCAAAGGAACGGCAAAGGAGACGCGGGAACGUGUCAAACUGUUGAUUCAACUGGCUGACUCCCUGGUGGAGAAAGGGCAUGCCCAUGCCAGUUCGAUAAAACAGUGGGUGGCGACCGUAGAUAAUCGCUACAAGGACUUUAGCAGUAGAAUGGAACUCUAUAGGACUAAUUUAGAAAAAUCGCUUGGCCUACCUGGUAUACAGCAACAAGAUGACAAUAAUAGUAGUGGUAGUAAUAGUUGCCUUAGCAGUAAAUCCAUUUCAUCCUCCACGACAUCCGUCUCGACGGGAUCGUCCACCAGCGGCAUUUCCUCAGCCUCUUCCACAAUGACAACUGGUAGUUCAGUGCUGGAGUAUCGCCAUUCCGACCCCUCGCUGGAAACAAAACUCAAUGCAGCCGCGGCCGGUCCUGGUUCGGUUGGCGUUCCCAAAGAAAUGAAUGAGGAGAAACGAAAGUCCGCUCGAAAGAAGGAGUUCAUCAUGGCUGAACUGCUGCAAACUGAGCGGACCUACGUCAAAGAUCUCGAAACGUGCAUAACCGUGUUUGUGAAUGAGCUGAAAAGUGGCGUCAAUGUGCCCCCUAACCUUCUAGGCAAGGAACACAUCCUAUUUAGUAACAUCGAAGAUAUUUACCAAUUCCAUGAGAAAAUAUUCCUCAGAGAGUUAGAAAAGUAUGAAACUAUGCCCGAAGACGUAGGCCAUUGCUUCGUAACGUGGGCGGCAAAGUUUGAUAUGUACGUGUAUUACUGUCAGAAUAAACCCCAAUCCAACGAUUACAUGGUUCAGUACGGUGGAACCUAUUUCGAUGAAGUGCAACGAAAACACAAACUCGAACACUCGCUGCCGGCUUUCCUAAUCAAGCCGGUGCAACGAAUCACCAAAUAUCAGCUCCUGUUGAAAGAUCUCCAAUCGUGCUGCGACGAAGGUCAAGGCGAAAUCAAGGACGGCCUCGAAGUGAUGUUAAACGUACCGAAGAAAGCUAACGAUGUGAUGCAUUUGAAUUUGCUGGAAGGAUGUGAUAUACCUAUUGAUAAUCUUGGUGAUGUUGUCCUGCAGGAUUCCUUCCUAGUGUGGGACAACAAGCAGAUUCUGAUUAAGAAAGGUCGCGAACGGCACGUGUUCCUGUUCGAGCUGUAUAUUCUGUUCUCGAAGGAGGUGAAAGAUACCAACGGUACCGUUAAGUACAUCUACAAGAGCAAGCUGCUGACAUCUGAUUUCGGUGUUACCGAGCACAUUGAAGGUGACGAGUGCAAGUUUGCCAUAUGGACCGGCCGAGCGCCGAUGUUGUCUGAUUAUCGGAUAGUGCUCAAAGCCACCAGCCUCGAAACCAAACAAAUGUGGGUGAAACGGCUACGGGAAGUGAUACAGGAGACGUAUUUCUCUGGUACCUCUUUCUCGCUGCUGAAAUCUCCGGCCAAGGUCAGCUCCAAGCCGCUUGGCCAACGACUGUCGAAGGACAUCGACGAUACGCUUAACGAUAAUGACCAGGACGGAAGCUCGCUGGCAAGCUUCGGUUCUGGCAACACCACCGACAGCGAGAAGGGAGGCUUAGCCGAGGUAACGUGGGUGAUAGCAGACUAUACUGCAUCCCAAGGCACAUCGGAAUUGACCGUGACCAAGGGCGCUCAGGUGGAGAUUUUGGACAUGAACUGUUCCGGAGCGCCUGAAUUUUGCCUAGUUCGGUUACCGAUCAACUCUACCGAUAGCCAGGAAGGGCUGGUGCCGGUAUCGGUGCUCAAACCGCUGCCAUCGUCCCAUAGUAAACUGAACAACAAACAGCGGGAUGCUGACGCGCUUGGAGAAGUACCCCAGGAAAAUGACUGCAUUCUGCCAAAUCAACAUACAUCACCAGUCAACAAACGAAAGGGCUUCAGUGGGAAAAAAUGGCUUCCGACUCAGUUCCGUAAACUAUCGCACGGCAAGUCGGACAAAUUACCUCCUGUGGAGAAAACACUCAUCAGUAAAAAGGGAUCAGAUAAAAAAGCAAAGGACAAACCACUGGAGGAAGUGGAACCAUCCACGACCGCCGCGCAGAUCGAGUUGGAAGCCGAAGAGGAACCAACCAUCGAGCUGCCACCGCCCAUGAAACCGAUCCAAGAUGCAACCACGGCCUUGUCCGGUACCCCCUCGUCCACCUUGUCCUCGACGGAGGACCAAACCUGUACUAGUGCUAAGAUAACGAAAGCUUUAUCACUCAAGUCGCUGGAGGAACCCCCAGCGGCGGUGAACCAAACAGCUGAUGUAGCGGAAAUUGAACGAAUAGUCAAAGAAAAGAUGCAAAGUUUCAAAUAUCUGGAAAAUGACACAGCCAUCACAAGCAACAGUAUUGCAGAGGGAGGUAGCAGUAGUAGUAUGGGAGUCGUCGGUUCCGGACUGGACGAUUCCGCCAUUGGGGUGCCAUCGGUGAGUAACGGAGGAGGAAGCAGUAGUGCAGCUAGCUCUGUGGGUGGCAGCGGAUUGGCCCUUAUCAAACCACCCAUUUCGCCACAGUAUUUCGAAAGCGAGAACAUUGACGAGAACCUGACCGACGAGCAAGGUAUCGAGGAUAUUCUUCGGAAGCGAAUGUUCGCUCUUAAGGAACUCGUCACCACUGAGGAUGCGUACGUGAAUGACCUGUCGCAGAUCGUCAAUGGCUACAUUGCCGAGAUUCGAAAUCCAAACAGCACUGUGCCGAUCCCAGAUGACCUAAAGGGUGGCAAAGAGCGGAUGGUGUUUGGCAAUAUGGAAGCAAUCUACGAGUGGCAUCGAGACACCUUCUUGAAAGCGCUACAAAGGUGUCAGCUGAACCCACACGAGCUCGGACCAUUAAUAAAGCGAAGCGAGCGAAAGCUUCACAUGUAUGUCGUGUAUUGUCAGAACAAGCCGGUGUCGGAACACAUUGUCCAGGAGCAUAUGAGUUACUUCGAUGAAUUACGCUUAAAAUUAAAAUAUAAAUUAUGUUUAGGAGAUAUGCUCAUUAAACCUGUCCAAAGAAUAAUGAAGUACGAGUUACUGUUUAAAGAUAUCCUGAAGCAUACUCAGAGGGCCGGUCUCACCGAGGAAAUUCCAGGAUUGAAAGACGCAAUGCAUAUAAUGCGAGUAGUUCCUAAGGCAGCCAACGACAUGAUGGAUGUCGGUCGGCUGCAGAAAUUUGAGGGUAAGAUAACGGCACAGGGUAAGCUACUACUGCACGGUCCGCUUUACUGUGUCGAAGGUGCCAGUAGUAGUGAUAAGAACUCGUACAACACUCAGAAGCCGAAAGAACUGCACGUGUUCCUGUUCGAGCAGAAUAUCAUCUUUGCGGAGAUCGUCGGCAAGAAGACGCAGUUCACGAGCCCGAGCUACAUCUACAAGGCGCACAUACAGGUGAACAAGAUGACCCUGCAAGACUUAUCCGACCAAACCAAUGGAAAUCGGUUCUCGCUUUGCUCAAUCGAUCCGCAGCGCUCCAGUCUUAGCUUUAUCUGCACCGCGCCAACGAUCGAGCUGCACAACGAGUGGCUCAACACAAUUCGUAACAUUCUGCAGACGCAGAAUGAUUUUCUAAAAGCAAUACAAAGUCCUAUCGCCUACCAGAAGGAGCUAACAAAGGACUCUUAAAAAAACUCUUAACAAAAAAUACAAACAUACAUUAAUGCUGCAGCAAGCGUGACUUUAUCGGUUUAAGUGAAGCAAAAUCAUCUAUUUACAACAUUCAGCGAGAGAUAACGCAAAACAUCUAGGACGACCCGGUAAAACGGUAAAGUACACGAGUUUCAAACGGUUUGGUUUUAUAUAAGCUCCCUGCCAAGUGCGAAAGAGCGGGAGGAAGCUCACAUUUUCAAGGCAAUGUGAAGAUUUAAAUCAAAUUUUAAGAACAACAACAACUUACAAAUUUUAGGUAAGCCACAAAGUAUGGAUAAUUUGUAAUUAUUGAAACUACAUUAUACAGAAAACAAGUAUGACAAAUUAUUGCGACAAACAUCAAUAUACAGACACAAAAGUGAUGAUCAAAAUUACACAACACUAAAAUGAAUCGAUAACAAAAUGGGAACGCUUACCAAAAAUUAAUGGUUUGUGAACAACGCGUAUGUGAAACAUAAUAUGGAUAAUAUAAAACAAAUUCUACAUUUAUAUUACAUUCGUGUAUGGAACAGCAAAAACAAAUACAAAAGAAAACAACAGCUAGGAUAAUUCAGCAGCAGAAAAGGAAACUAUCAAACGUGGGUAACAAAAUAUAUUUUAUUAACUUUACUAUAUGCAGAACCUAAAAAAAAAUGUGAAUACCAAGAGCAAAACAAACUAAAACAAACCACAGUAAAAUAGGAUAAGAGAAAAGGAAACCUUACCAAAUCGAUUAUCACGUAUAAAAAAAAAACAAACAAACUCACACACACGCAAAUGGUAGCAAAGAAAAGAAGAACAUAUUUUUCGAUCGUUUUGAAUCGUAGUAUUGAUUGGAUUUCGUCCCAUUACUUUAUAAAUAAGCAUGAAUCGUUUCCAGGGCAGCAUCAGCAACGCAGUGAAUAUCAAUUAGGGUAUUUUCAUUUGCUUUCCUAUGAGGGCAGAAAAUGGAAUAUAUUGCCUCUCAAGAAUCCAAAACAAUCUGUUUUUAGUUAAAUGCAUUACUUAUCAGGUACUAAACAGCACUGGAGACUACAAGUUUUGCAUCGUGCAUCAAUAUCCGACACCUACUAAGCUACAAUCUAAUGGAAACGCAGGGUCAGCAGCAGGCAUUUCCCAAUCGACAGGCGUCUGCGGCAGUUCUCCAGUGUUGCCCUCCUCCAUUCACACAACGAACUGAUGUUGUGAACCACUCAACAAGCGUCCUUUUUCUAUGCAAAAGGAAAUCGUAGCAUUUCAAAUUUGUUUAAGCUGAGUAUGCAAACAGAAACACGGAUGCUGCAAAAUUUCGUGGGAUCCAGCGGUAUCUACGUGGACAUAGAAGUGUUACAGUAUUAUCUUGUUUAAGAAGUCUUAAUUUUUGUUUUUUUGAGUGUAUCAAUUUGUCAGUUAAGUAAAGAAAGUUAGUAAAAUUUAAAUUGUUUGAUCUGUUUCAAAACUUUUGUCUAGUGAAGAAAAGCCAUGUCUAUUAUUUACCAAAUAUUAACCUUCGAUUCUUCGAUCCCACGAAAACAGAAAAAAAAACAAACAAACUAUUCAGAUUAAGUUAUACAAAUCUGUAUAAAUGGAUGUUUCCCUAGAAGAAAGUGACGUGACAAACUGUACAUUGUUUGCUUUAGAUAACUAAAUGAACCUAUGACGAACCGAAAUCUUAUACGUGCAGAAAACAAGGAAGUUGAGCGUUUGUCGAAAUUUCCCUAUCUUUUGAGCAGCGCUCUGCUGAGCAUUUCGUCAAAUUACCACCGAAUUUUCAUUUAAAAUCAAUGCCCCUUACUUUUUCCCUACCAUUGAGUGCUUUGGAUUUGGGGAAAAUUUUCCUGUAGGUAGCUCACCAGAACGAGAGUGCGCUGUUUUUGUAUAUACACGUACCAACCAGUAACGUUCGGAAAAGACUCGUUAUUUCGCCGGACAAAAUCCGAAAUCUAUUUUUUUUUCACCUUCUUAUCGAACUGUGAUUACGCGAAAACAGAUGAGUGAAAUUUAGUUCUUUUUGUAAAUCCAAUUACGGAUGUCUUCUUCGGAUCCCAAAAAGUAAUUUUUGGCUCGCAGCGCGUUGGUACUUCGAGAGACCACAAUGCACGUUUCGGGUUGGGUUUCUUGAUUUUGUAAUGCGUUUAUUGUAAGUAAAUGUAAGAGAGAGAUGAGAAAUAACAGAUUACAGGUAUGUUAUGUGGAUGGGAAAAUCGAAAAGAACAAAAUGUGGAGGAAGAAAAAAACAUAGACAGAGAAAAGUUCUGUAAAAUUUGUGUGAUAAUAUUUACUAGUAAUAUGUUAUGUUUAAUUUAUGAAUUUAUCCUAAUUAUAAAUUACAAUCACCUAAAAUCCUCUAUUCAAGGAAAUGAAGAUAAAACGAGCCGGUUCAAAACAAAACAAAAAAAACUAAAAUUCACGGACGUUAUUCGUGAAUAGAGUAAAAAAUAACAUGUGAAAAGCAGUAAAUAAAAUGCAUGAAAAUCGAUCAAAAUAAUAA